This is a messenger RNA of Pteropus alecto (black flying fox), 1716 nucleotides long. It is a transcript of the gene POLR3F, whose product is annotated as RNA polymerase III subunit F. Lineage: Eukaryota; Metazoa; Chordata; Mammalia; Chiroptera; Pteropodidae. Gene Ontology annotation, biological process: transcription by RNA polymerase III. Bases 72 to 1022 code for a protein of 316 amino acids. Gene Ontology annotation, cellular component: RNA polymerase III complex. The record is from RefSeq and is a predicted model, not a curated record. The transcript has 9 exons.
UCUUGGAUUCCCCGACUUGCUGUUUGGGAACUCUGGGCGUCUCUUGCGCGAAGGGUGGGAACUGUAUCCUCAUGGCUGAGGUGAAGGUGAAAGUGCAGCCGCCCGACGCAGAUCCGGUCGAAAUAGAAAACAGGAUUAUAGAAUUAUGUCACCAGUUCCCUCAUGGAAUCACAGACCAAGUAAUUCAGAAUGAAAUGCCUCAUAUUGAAGCCCAGCAGCGGGCAGUGGCCAUCAAUAGACUUUUGUCCAUGGGUCAGUUGGAUCUCUUAAGGAGCAAUACAGGCCUUCUGUAUAGAAUAAAGGAUUCUCAGAAUGCUGGUAAAAUGAAGGGAUCAGAUAACCAAGAAAAACUAGUAUAUCAAAUCAUUGAGGAUGCAGGAAAUAAAGGAAUAUGGAGCAGAGAUAUCCGAUACAAAAGUAAUUUGCCAUUAACAGAAAUUAACAAGAUUCUAAAGAAUUUGGAAAGUAAAAAGCUUAUCAAAGCUGUUAAGUCGGUGGCAGCAUCAAAAAAGAAGGUAUAUAUGCUCUAUAACCUGCAGCCGGACCGGUCUGUGACUGGUGGAGCCUGGUACAGUGACCAGGAUUUUGAAUCUGAAUUUGUAGAGGUGCUUAACCAACAGUGUUUUAAAUUCUUACAAACCAAGGCAGAAACAGCACGAGAAAGCAAACAGAAUCCAAUGAUACAAAGAAAUAGUUCAUUUGCUUCAUCACAUGAAGUAUGGAAAUAUAUCUGUGAAUUGGGGAUCAGCAAGGUAGAGUUGUCCAUGGAGGACAUUGAAACCAUCUUGAAUACACUCAUAUAUGAUGGGAAAGUGGAGAUGACUAUCAUCACUGCAAAAGAAGGCACAGUUGGCAGUGUAGAUGGACAUAUGAAACUAUAUAGGGCAGUCAAUCCAAUCAUCCCACCCACGGGUUUGGUCCGGGCCCCCUGUGGACUCUGCCCGGUUUUUGACGACUGCCAUGAAGGUGGUGAGAUUUCACCAUCUAACUGUAUUUACAUGACAGAGUGGCUUGAAUUUUAAUAGAGAACUAUGAACUUUACUGACAUUUUGAAAAUGAAGUUCCUUUGGGAGCAAAUAAUUUAUGAUGGAACAUCAAAUUCCCUUGAAAGCAAACUUGACAAUAAUGGAUACAGACUUGCUGCUAUGAAAAUAUUUUUUUAUCUAUGAAGACUAAAUUUAUCUUGGUAGAGUAGCCAACAGAAUAUAAAGAAGGUAAGAUUAGUAGUGAAACUAUUCUUCAAUAAAUAAAAUACUCUGAAGUUCUAGAGGACCACAUCUUCUGAAGCUUUCCAGACUUUCCUUUUGAUUGUUCAUGGAAAAAGAAGCCAGCAAAUCCAUAUUUACCAUUGGCUAAGGGCUAGAGCCUAAAUAUGCUUAUUUUAAAGUUAUUUAUUAAGGCCUUCAUUAGAAAUUAUUUACAUUUGGUUCACUAUCACAUUUCUCUUUUCCAUUUUCUCAGUGAUUCCAUUGAGAAUAAACGGUGAAAAUAGGAAUAGUCUGGCAUGAGUGAAAAGAGUUGGAACAUCCCUUUUCCACAUACUAUUAAUUCCUUUUUAUGUCAGAAAUAUUCUUUCAGAGGAUUGAUUAUGCCACUGUAUUUACCUCAAACCUAAAUGACUGUUAUCAAGGAUAUGUUUUCAGUGCAUAUUGUCAUUGUCAUCCUAAAGGAAAUCUUUUCACUGGUCUUUGUUAAAGUCUUACUAUUUUCACUCUG